Drosophila takahashii is the source of this 1936-nucleotide messenger RNA. RefSeq names its product Molybdenum cofactor synthesis protein cinnamon (gene cin). Gene Ontology annotation, biological process: postsynaptic neurotransmitter receptor diffusion trapping; gamma-aminobutyric acid receptor clustering; Mo-molybdopterin cofactor biosynthetic process. Gene Ontology annotation, molecular function: molybdopterin molybdotransferase activity. The record is from RefSeq and is a predicted model, not a curated record. Gene Ontology annotation, cellular component: cytosol; cytoplasm; dendrite. Lineage: Eukaryota; Metazoa; Arthropoda; Insecta; Diptera; Drosophilidae.
UCUCCACCUGCAAGCGGAAAGUUUGCGUGCUAAUUUGAUGUAUUGUAUUUAACAAUUUAAUUGGGAUUCGUGAGUGGGAGCAACCAGAACCGCUGCACAUGACGUAAUGGAGUCGAUUACCUUUGGAGUUCUGACCAUUAGUGACACCUGUUGCAAGGAGCCGGCAAAGGAUAAAAGUGGUCCCUGCUUAAAACAACUGAUUGGUGAAUCCUUUGCCAAUGCCCAGGUGAUUGGGAGCAUUGUGCCCGACGAGAAGGACUUAAUUCAGGCGGAGUUGCGGAAGUGGAUCAACCAGGAGGAUCUCCGGGUGAUCCUGACCACGGGCGGAACAGGAUUUGCGCCAAGGGAUGUGACUCCGGAGGCCACUAAACCUCUGCUGGAAAAGGAGUGCCCGCAACUGGCGCUGCUCAUCACCCUGGACUCCCUGAAGAAGACCCAAUUUGCCGCCCUUUCCCGCGGCCUCUGUGGCAUCGCGGGGAACACCCUGAUCCUCAACUUUCCCGGCAGCGAAAAGGCUGUAAAAGAGUGCUUUGCGACGGUGAGGGAUCUCCUGCCCCACGCCCUCCAUCUCAUCGGUGACCAGGUGUCGCUGGUGCGGCAGACACAUGCGGAGGUUCAGGGAUUAGCUUUUCCUACCAGCAAUCACAUUUGCCCCCAUAAAACGGGCGCAGGCAGCGAUUCGGAUCGCAAUUCACCCUUUCCCAUGCAGCCCGUCCACGAGGUGCUCUCGAUUAUCUUCGAAACGGUGCAGAGAACCAGCGAGUUGGACAGGAUCCUCUGGCAGCUCAACUCGCCGGUGAAUAUUCCGCCCUUUAGGGCUUCUAUCAAGGAUGGCUACGCCAUGAAGUCCACCGGCUUCUCGGGCAGCAAGCGAGUUCUGGGCUGCAUAGCCGCCGGCGAUGAGCUCAAUUCUUCGCCUCUAGCUGAGGAUGAGUGCUUUAAAAUAAACACUGGAGCACCGCUGCCGCUGGAGGCGGACUGUGUGGUCCAGGUGGAGGACACCAGGCUGCUGCAGCGGGACAAGCACGGCCAGGAGAGCCUGGUAGACAUAAUGGUGGAGCCGCAGGCCGGCUUGGAUGUGCGACCUGUGGGUCACGAUCUAAGCACCCGGGAUCGCAUCUUUCCCGCCGCGGAUCCCUCCUCUGUGGUGGUCAAAUCCCUGCUGGCCUCCGUGGGCCAUCGGCUGGCCGUGCCCAAGCCCCGCGUGGCCAUUGUGUCCACGGGCAGUGAGCUACUCUCGCCGCGCGAUCAACCGACGCCGGGCAAGAUCUUCGACUCGAAUACCACCAUGCUGGCGGAACUGCUGCUCUACUUUGGCUUCGACUGCCUGCACACGAGUGUGCUGAGCGACAGCUUCGCGCAGACCCGGGAAUCCCUUUCCGAUCUCUUCGAGGUGGUGGACUUUGUCAUCUGCAGCGGCGGCGUGUCGAUGGGCGACAAGGAUUUCGUGAAGCCCGUGCUGGAGGACCUGCAGUUCAAGCUUCACUGCGGCCGGGUGAACAUGAAGCCAGGCAAACCCAUGACCUUUGCCAGCCGCAACGAGAAGUACUUCUUCGGGCUGCCCGGCAAUCCCGUGUCCGCCUUCGUCACCUUCCACCUGUUCGCCCUGCCCGCCAUCCGCUGGGCGGCUGGCUGGGAUCGCCAGAAGUGCUCCCUGCCCGUGAUCAAUGUGAAGUUGCUCAACGACCUCAGUUUGGAUGGCCGUCCGGAAUUCGUUCGCGCCUCGGUGAUUUCCAAAUCCGGAGAGCUGUACGCCAGCAUUAAUGGCGACCAGAUAAGCAGCCGCCUGCAGAGCAUUGUGGGUGCCGAUGUUUUGGUCAACCUGCCGGCAAGAACCUCCGAUCGUCCAACUGCAAAGGCUGGUGAAGUUUUCCCCGCCUCCGUGCUGCGCUACGACUUUAUCUCCAAGUACGAAUAGGAACUGCCCAGACAAACC